Molecule: messenger RNA, 412 nt
Organism: Rubroshorea leprosula
Lineage: Eukaryota; Viridiplantae; Streptophyta; Magnoliopsida; Malvales; Dipterocarpaceae
Source: the annotation of a GenBank genome assembly
AGAUCAGGGAAGGUAAAAAAGGAGGAAAACAUUAAGAAAGGAGGAUAAACACCAACAGUACUUCAAAUUCUUAUAAAAAAAAACUUCUCAUCAAGAAAUGGCAACCAAGGCCUUGGCAUUGUUGGUGAUCUGCCUCGUCAUAUUUCCAGCAAUCCUGCCGCCGAAAGCCGCUGAGGCUCAGGACCUUAAAAUUCCAAGGUACAGCGAAACUCGAGUGUUUGGGCAGUUUCACAGUCCAACACCGUUGAAAUCCUUAGUUGCUCCUACACUUAGAAAUCCUUAGUUGCUCCUACACUUAAAAAUCCCGAGGUUGUUUUCUCGGGGAAAAUACUCCGACGCUUAAGUCAGCAAUACUCAAUAUUCUAGAGAGAGAUAUUAUUCAUUAGUGAUGCAAUAUAAUUGUUGUGUUCUU